AUGAGUUCUUGUCCUUGGACUGGUAAGAAGGAGGAGGGCAAGGAAUCGGCGUGCGAGGAGUGCAUCAGUGGUACGAUUCAUGCCGGGCUGCCACAGGGCACCAUCGAGCCUCUCCAUGGCCUGGACACCUACAUCAUCGGCAACAGAACGAACCCUCGCGCCAUCAUCGUCAUCUAUUCGGAUGUUUUCAGCCACACCCUACCAAACAACAAGCUUAUCGCAGACGCCUAUGCGAAGAGCGGGGAGUACCUCGUCUACAUGCCCGACUUCUUUGAAGGUGAUCCUGUCAAACUCAGCCUCGCCGAUGUCCUCAUCCCUACCGAUGCUGCAAACCAAUCUGCUCUGUCAAAGUACGGCGGACUACUGGCUAACAUGCCAAGCUACUUGAUGUGGGUAGGAAGGCAUGGGAAGGACAAGACACACAACGCCUGUGUGCAGUGGCUGCGGAAGCUAAGGCAGUCCGAGGAGGCGCAAGGCAAGAAGAUGGGGAUGGUGGGCAUGUGCUGGGGAGGGAGGUUUGUUCUGCGUGCUGGGCGGACAUGUGAAUCAAUCCAAGGUGCUGAUGGGAAGACGGUGCCGCUUAUUGAUGCAGGUGUCGCACUCCAUCCUUCCAAUGUGGUGCUUCCCGAGGAUGUUGAAGGUCUGGCUGUUCCAGUGAGCAUUGGAUGGGGCGAGGUGGACAUCGUCACCCCAUUCAAGCAGAAGGGACAAAUCGAAGAGAUCGUUAAGAAGAGGAAAGAAGCGGGUGAGCCCGUACCAGAGGUGGAGCAUAGGGUGUACACGCCUGGAAGGCACGGUUUCAGCGUGAGAGGGAACCCUGAGGACCCAGCGGAACGCAAAGCACUUGAAGACUCGGUGACGCAGGUUUUCGAAUGGUUUGAGAAGCGACUUUGA
Messenger RNA from Didymosphaeria variabile, 894 nucleotides. RefSeq lists its product as uncharacterized. The transcript is spliced from 3 exons. The coding region runs from base 1 to 894 and encodes 297 amino acids. The record is from RefSeq and is a predicted model, not a curated record. Gene Ontology annotation, molecular function: hydrolase activity. NCBI's taxonomy places the organism in Eukaryota, Fungi, Ascomycota, Dothideomycetes, Pleosporales, Didymosphaeriaceae.